Messenger RNA from Aphidius gifuensis, 2373 nucleotides. RefSeq names its product actin-related protein 5 (gene Arp5). Gene Ontology annotation, cellular component: cytoplasm; Ino80 complex. NCBI's taxonomy places the organism in Eukaryota, Metazoa, Arthropoda, Insecta, Hymenoptera, Braconidae. The record is from RefSeq and is a predicted model, not a curated record. The coding region runs from base 292 to 2325 and encodes 677 amino acids. The transcript has 7 exons. Gene Ontology annotation, biological process: regulation of DNA-templated transcription.
AGACACUUGUAAAAUACUAAAUACAAUUGUUAUUUAUUUUCUAUUUCAAUACAUUUUCACCGAUUCAGUUUAUAAUUUAAAAAAAAAAAAAUAGCACAUUAUUAUUAUUGUUUAUUUAGGUGUAAACAUAACUACAUGUUAUUUAAUUAUUGUUGUCAAAUGACAGAUUGAGUAAAUAUAUUUUUUUUUAGCAAGUAUGACAUGCCAAAUCAAGUCACACAAAUUGUUAAUUAUAUACAAAUCUUAUUAGCUACUUAAUUAUUCAUUGUAUAUGAGUUAUAAAUUUAUAAAAUGGAUAUAUUCGAACUUAAAGAUGUCAAAACAAUAGCUGAUAUAGUACAUGUGUAUCCUGAUAAUGUAAAAAAUGAAUCAAUUCCACUUGUCAUUGACAAUGGUUCAUACAAUUGUCGAGUUGGUUGGGCAUGUGAAAAUGAGCCAAGAUUAAUAUUUAAAAAUUUAAUAGCUAAACCAAGAAGAGAAAGAGGUAAAAAAGAUGGUGAAUUACAAAUUGGAAAUGAUAUUGUUAAUAUUGAAGCAAUGAGAUUUCAAUUAAAAACACAAUUUGAUAAAAAUAUUAUAACACAUUUUGAAGCACAAGAACAAAUUUUUGAUUAUGUAUUUACUCAUAUGGGUAUUGAUGGUGAAAGUUCAGUAAAUCAUCCAAUUAUAUUAACUGAAGCAUUUUUAAAUCCAAAUUAUUCACGUAAUCUUAUGGCAGAACUUUUAUUUGAAUGUUAUGGUAUACCAUCAAUAGCAUAUGGUAUUGAUUGUCUUUUUUCAUAUCAUCAUAAUAAUUGUCCACCUGAUGGUUUAAUUAUAAGUAUGGGAUAUCAUGUUACUCAUAUAAUUCCUAUUCUCAAUGGUAAAAUUGAUUUUAUAAAUAGCAGACGAAUGAAUGUUGGAGGUUUUCAUGUUAUUUCAUAUAUGCAUAGACUAUUACAACUUAAAUAUCCUUCACAUGUUAAUGCAAUAACACCAAGUAGAGCUGAAGAAUUAAUUCAUGAACAUUCAAUGAUUGCUUAUGAAUAUCAAAAAGAAAUAAAAAAAUGGGCUGAUUCAAAUCAUUAUGAUGCAAAUGUUGUAAGAGUACAGCUUCCAUAUAUUGCACCAGCUGCAGCUACAGGUUUGACAGUUGAACAACAAAAAGAAAGAAAACGUGAACUUGCUAGACGUUUAAUGGAAAUAAAUGCAAGAAAACGAGAAGAAAGGCUAGCAGAAGAUGAAGAACAAUUAAAUCAAUUUUUAGAAGUACAAGAAUUAUUGGACAAUAGUGAAGAUGAUAAAUUUGAAAAAGCAUUAAAAACAUAUAAUAUUGCUAAUGAAGCUGAAUUAACAAAAAUAAUUAAUAAUUUACAAACAAAAAUAUUAAAAAUUAAACAAAAAAUUAUUGCAGCAAAUUCACAAGAAGAAAAUAUUAUAAUUGAAGAACAAAGACCAAAAAUUAAAUUAAAUUUACAACCAAAAGAUCAACAAGAUUUUACUGAAUGGAUAACAGGUGUAAGAAAAAAAAGACAAGAUAUUUUGGAAAAAAGAUUAGCUAAACGUCAACGUAGACAAGACAUGGCUAAACGUAGAACAGCAGCAGCACAAGAAAGAAUGAGAAUUAUAAGUCAUUUAGCUAAAAAAGAAAAACGAGAUGAUGAUUUUGGAAUGCGUGAUGAAGAUUGGGAUGUAUACAAAGCAAUAAAUAAGGAAGGAGGAGAUUCUGAUUCAGAAGCAGAACAAGAACGUUUAAUUGAAUUAGAAGUUGUAUUAAGACAACACGAUCCAGAAUUUGAAGGUGCUGGUACAAAUGUACCAUUGAUACCAGGUGAAACUCAUCAACUUCAUAUAGGAACAGAACGUCUUCGUGCACCAGAAUUAUUAUUUCAACCAUCAAUGAUUGGAUCAGUAGAAGCUGGUAUUGCAGAAAUAAUUGAUUUUGUACUUAAACGUUAUCCAAGUGAAAUUCAAUCACGACUUGUUAAUAAUGUUUUUGCAACUGGUGGCCCAACAAAAUUAUCUGGUUUUAUAGAUAGAUUAACACGUGAAUUACGUGAAAUAAGACCAUUUGAAACAAGUUUCAAUAUAAAUACUGCUAAAAAUGUUAGUUUAGAUAGUUGGUAUGGUGCAAGAAAUUUUGGUGCAAGUAGUAAUUUAUCAGAAUACUUGAUAACUCGUAAAGAAUAUGAAGAAAAAGGUGGUGAAUAUUUAAAAGAACAUUCAGCAAGUAAUUUUUAUCAAAAAUCACCAGAACCACUGCCUUAUGUUCAAGUACCUACAUCAUGUGAACAAACAAUCAUUGAAGAUUCUAUGGUUAAUAUUGAAGUUGAUGAAAAUCAAUAAUUUUCUUUGUAAAAUUUAUAAAAUAAAUAAAAAAUUAAUUAUACUUAA